Arabidopsis thaliana (thale cress) is the source of this 843-nucleotide messenger RNA. RefSeq names its product F-box/RNI/FBD-like domain protein. NCBI's taxonomy places the organism in Eukaryota, Viridiplantae, Streptophyta, Magnoliopsida, Brassicales, Brassicaceae. The record is from RefSeq and is marked reviewed. The coding region runs from base 10 to 543 and encodes 177 amino acids. The transcript is spliced from 3 exons.
UUUCGUACGAUGAUGGAGAAACUCAUCGCAGGUUGUCCUGUUCUUGAAGACUUUGCCUUAAUUCUGCCUGAUGAUGAGCGCCACAAAGCUAUGCCUUCUCUGCGUGUGAGGUCUCAGACUUUAAAGAGCUUUCUGUUCGCGUUUGAGUUUAAUACCACUGGUAAAGCUUUUGCAGUUGAGAUUGAUGCUCCAGCACUCAAGUGUAUGACUUUCAGUGAUAGUCAAUCUGAUAAGAUUGUGUUGAAGAAUCUGAAUUCUCUUUCCAUGGUCGAUAUCAAUAGUGACUUUCAUCUUAAGUAUGGGAAAACUUUGGGUCCAAGAAAGAGAAACGUUAUCCGCGAUUUUCUCAUUGGUAUCUCUAGUGUGAGACAUAUGAUCAUCUCUAAGCUUACUCUAGAGGUCCUCUUUCGAUAUUCCAAAUUGGGACGGAAAUUUCCCAAAUUUGAUAACUUGACUCGUUUGGAAGCUACACUCUCUAGAUCCAUGUUAGAACUAUUUCCAUCCUUUCUUGAGAGCUUCCCGAACCUGAAAAAUCUCAUAUAGGUGCUUUCUGAUUUAAGAGAGGCAAAGGAAAUCAAACUUAGCCAUGUGCCUCAGUGUAUGUUAUUGAAUCUGGAGAGUGUUGAGAUCAAUCUGCAGUAUGGUGAGAUCAAGAGAGUGAUUAUCAUGGAAGAAACCGUGAAGGAACUAGUGAGAUAUUUUCUUGAGAAUUCAGUAGUUCUCAUCAAGAAACUGAUUCUGUGUUUUGAAGAUCUUUCUAAAGCAAACCAAGAUUCAGAUAUCUUCAAGGAGCUUCUUAAAUUCACUAAGCUUUACCCGCGUUGUCAGAUCAUUAUCCACUGA